This is a messenger RNA of Lepisosteus oculatus (spotted gar), 2645 nucleotides long. It is a transcript of the gene ssx2ipa, whose product is annotated as synovial sarcoma, X breakpoint 2 interacting protein a. Gene Ontology annotation, biological process: intraciliary transport involved in cilium assembly. Gene Ontology annotation, cellular component: ciliary basal body; centriolar satellite. NCBI's taxonomy places the organism in Eukaryota, Metazoa, Chordata, Actinopteri, Semionotiformes, Lepisosteidae. The record is from RefSeq and is a predicted model, not a curated record.
GGUGAGCCAGAGAGUCGGAAGCUUCAAACCUGCGCCUGUUGAGAGAGUGGGGGAGGUUGGUAGUAUCAGCUGUUGGUGAUCAAGAGAUUAAAAUAUCCUACUUGGAUGCUGGGGACUUGUCUGAAGUGGAUUUAUAGGUUUACUGUGUUCUGGAGAACGCCGGUGUCUUGGGAGAGGAGUUCAUCUGGUGUUAUGUAGACUGUGAUGUGUUGGAGCUGCCACUUGCCCUGUCUGCUGCACUGGAUCAGCCUCAGGUGUUUUGGCCUUUAGUUGCUAUGGGAGAUUGGAGGACAGUAAUGCCUGAGUCUUCACUGGGGAGCGCAGAUGCAUCUUUGUCUUCCUCUAGACCUGCAAUGUCUCCCCUGGGGCUUGAUAUUCCCUCCUCGAUACAGUGCUCUCUUCUGUCUAAGCACUCGUAUAACAUUUUAGGUGCUUUUUGUACAGAGGACAAUGUUGCCCAGUGCAUUUCAUAUGUUAAUCAGGAGCUUUCUUCACUUGGCUUUGCUGCUCUGUGCAGUGACUCCAAUGGGAAGAGAGACCUGAGCUUGGUGACUGUGCUCAAUGUUAUGUAUGAGCUGCUGCAGCUCCACCGCAGAGGACUUCGCUCCCUGGAGGACAUGGAGACUGAGCAGCUGAAGUCCAGUAGUGACCUGGACCACCUCCAUGUCAGCAACUCCCGUCUGAAGGAUCAGCUUGAACAACUGAGAAGGGAAAAUACAGCACUACAUGAGAGAGAACGUCAGAUGCAAUUGAAAAUCAAGAGUUUACAAAAUUGUUUAAAAAAUGAUAAAGAAGAGAUACAGAAGCUUCAAAAUAUAAUAGCAAGUCGUGCGACUCAAUAUAACCAUGAUAUGAAGCGGAAGGAGAGAGAAUACACCAAACUGAAGGAACGCUUGCAUCAGCUUCUGAUGGACAAAAAAGAUAAAAAGCUGGCUAUUGAAGUUCUAAAUUAUGUUGGAAGAUCUGAUGGGAAGAGAAGCCUUUGGAAGACUGGAAAGACUGAAGCCAGAAAUGAAGGUGAAAUGUACAAAACCCUGCUAAGUGAUUAUGAGUGUCGACAAAAGGAUUUGAUGGGCGAAAAUGCAGAGCUGAAGAAAGUUCUACAACAGAUGAAAAAAGAAAUGAUGUCUAUUUUAAGUCCUAAGAAACUCAACUUGAAGGAGAAAGUUGAAGAUAGCCUAGAACAAGCUUUGUCUGAUAAUGAUGAGGAGGGGGGGGAUCACAGCCGAGAGGUUCUGGAGUUGUCGUGUGAGCACGCAAGGGAGCAGCUCACCAACAGCAUCCGCCAGCAAUGGAGGAGACUCAAGAAUCAUGUGGAGCAACUAGAUAACCAAGCAUCCUUGGUGCAGAAGGGGGCUCAGAUUGAUAAGGAUGUAAUUGCAAGAGAAAUCCAUGAGGAGGAAAUGGAAAAGCUGAAACUGGAAAUCCAGCAAUGUAAAGACUUCAUUAAAAAUCAACAGCAGCUCUGGCAGCAACAGCUGACCUGUCCAUGUGAUGAUGAGACUGCUGCUCUACUGCAUGAUUGUUACCUAUUGGAGGAGAAGGAACGAUUGAAGGAGGAGUGGGAUCUCUUUGAUGAGCAAAGGAGAAACUUUGAAAAAGAGCGUAGAAAUUUCACAGAAGCUGCAAUUAGAUUAGGCAAUGAGAGAAAAGUUUUUGAAGACGACAGGGCAACAUGGUUAAAACAACAAUUUUUGAACAUAACCCCAUUUGCAGACCGUAAGAGACCCCAAACUUCAAAAUCUCAGAGUGCUUUAUCUGUCAGUACAGAGACUGAAUUGUGGAAUGGCCAUACUCCAGCACAGCUGACCAAAUCUGUGUCUCACACUGGUGGUACACCUAAAUCUGCCACUUCCAAGAUGCCAUCAACAGUAGAGCUCUACCGCACGUUACGCCUCAUUCCAGACCCAAGUUCAUCCAGAACACUGCCAAAGAAAGGAAGUUGGCAGGACUCCAACAUAAUUCAUACUAGUGAAGUGUUAAAUAAAUCGAGACAUUCCACUGGAUCUGAUGACAAUAGUAUUUAUUCUCUAGCAGGAGAUGAGAAUACUCCAAAUUAAGACUUUGAAAUUGGAAAAUGUUUUAUUUUUUUAGAGGGUUUUUUUCCUUAAAUCACAGCAUGUCAACAAUGGAUUAGAUGCUACAAAUACCAUGAAUUCAGUUUUGUUAUCUCUAUUAACUGAUUUUAUGUAACAAUUAAAUAAAAUGCCAAAAACCUGUUACUUUCUUUUCUCCUGAAAGUGUAUAGAUUAUAAAUUUUACAGUAUUUCUGAAUUAUUUUUUACUAUUUUUAGCUUUUUUUUUGUUGCUUGGUUUCUUAUGUAAGAAUACUGGCUCAUUAAAGUCCUCUGGUACAUUUGGGGGAAAAAAGAUAUGUUGGAGCAUGGAAUACUAGAUUGUUGCUUGUAUUUUAAUAACCUGCAACCUCAAUUGGUGUAAUCUGUAAGUAGAUCUCUUCUGUAUAUUUCAGAGAAAUUGAGCUUGAAUGUGUAUUUGCUUUUCAGUGUGAUGUGGAUUUUUGUUGAGUGAGUAGUUUUGUACUUUGAGUUAAGAUUUUCUAAUUUAAUUUUGUAACUUUCUUAGGCAGUAAUGAUCAAGUUUCUUUAAUGAGACUGUCAAUAAAUCCAUAGGUUUGGUAUUUUAAA